CAUGAGCUUCGCUAUAAAGGUGUGGAAGGGGUAGAAGGGAAGCGUUGACUGGCCCUCCUGAGUGACGACGAUGGAAAAGACCAACCACGGCGAGAUGGCAGCGCACUCACACGAGAGUACGCCGAGCCCCACACCUACGGAGGUGCACCACGACAACCACGAGCAUGGUCUGUCGUUCAAGCCCGCCGAAGAUAUCGAAAAAGGUGUGCCUGAUGGUUCAAAGGGCGAACCGUUGAAAGGACAGCUGGGCGAGCCGGACAAGAGCGGCACCAUUAUCAUUGGUUGGGAAAAGGACGACGAUGAGAAUCCCAAGAACUUUUCCUUUAAAAGACGAUGGUACAUCACUUGGAUUGUUAGCUUGUAUGGGAUCCUGUCACCGCUCACCUCUUCGAUGAUCGCGCCGUGUACCGGUGUCAUCAGCAAGAGCCUUGGCGUGACAAAGACUUUUGAGAUGAACAUGAUGGUAUCCGUUUACCUCUUGGGCUACGUCGUUGGACCAUUCUUCAUCGGCCCUCUCUCGGAAGUCUAUGGUCGCCGACCUGUGCUCAUGGCAAGCAACGCCUUGUUCAUUGCUUUCAACAUCGGCUGUUCGCAAGCGAGGACUUUCGAUGAGAUGGUCGCCUUCCGGUUUCUUGCGGGUCUCGGCGGCGCAGGGCCCCUUUCAAUUGGGAGCGGUGUGCUGGGCGACCUCUGGCGAGCCGAAGAAAGAGGCAAGGCAGCUGCUCUUUACUCGAUCGGUCCCCUGCUCGGCCCAUCGCUCGGUCCCAUUGCGGGCGGUUUUCUUGCAGAAGCGCGAGGGGCAGACACCUACGGCAACGAUACCUGGCGAUGGACGUUUUACAUUGUUAUCAUCGUCGGCACCAUUUCCGCAACCGUCGGCUUCUUCCAGUUGCCCGAAACAUACGGUCCCCUCCUCCUCGAACGCCGCGCUAGACGGCUGCGUGCACAAACGGGAAACGAAAAGAUCCAGUCAGAGUACGACAAGAAGGAGACAACCCGACAAAUCAUCACCCGCGCGCUCGUCCGCCCCAUCAUCAUGCUAACGACGCAGCCGAUCAUCCAAAUUUUCACACUAUACCAAGCUGUUCUCGUCGGCACUUUCUACAUUCUGCUGGUCACCUUUACAAGAGUCUUUACCGAGACGUAUCAUGAAUCAACGGGAAUCGCCUCGCUCAAUUUCCUGGCUCUCGCUCUAGGCGCCAUUACAGGGCGACAAAUCGGCACGCAGCUCAUGGACAAAUACUACUGCAUCCUAAAGGCUCGAAAUGGUGGUGUUGCCAACCCCGAAAUGCGGCUCGUCAUUUUCUUUAUCCCCGCCAUCCUCAUCCCAUCUGGGAUGCUCAUCUAUGGUUGGGCAAUUGAAUACGCCGUCCACUGGAUCGUGGCAGACAUUGGCACCUUCAUCUUCGCGAUGGGCCUCAUGUGUGUUGGCUUCGCCCUCAACGCCUAUACCAUCGACGUCUAUCCCCUAUACGCCGCUUCGGCGCUCGCUGUUACUAACUCUGUCCGUUCCGUCUUCGGCUUUGCCUUCCCUCUCUUCGCCGACGACAUGUACGCCAAACUUGGCUACGGCUGGGGCAGCUCGCUGCUGGCUCUCAUUGCUUUUCUCCUCGGUGGACCAGGCGCCCUGGCGCUGUACCGCUACGGACCAAAGCUUCGCGCAAUGUCGACCUACGCAGCCGGUGGUGCCGGCUCUGGACAAUAAUAGCACGGGUGUAGACGCCCCUCAUAACAUGCUGCUGUAUUCACAAAGGAAAGGAUAUUACGAAAAUACGAAG
Molecule: messenger RNA, 1778 nt
Organism: Acaromyces ingoldii
Lineage: Eukaryota; Fungi; Basidiomycota; Exobasidiomycetes; Exobasidiales; Cryptobasidiaceae
Product: polyamine transporter 1
Exons: 7
Coding region: 71-1705 (544 amino acids)
Biological process (GO): transmembrane transport
Cellular component (GO): membrane
Molecular function (GO): transmembrane transporter activity
Source: RefSeq, a predicted model, not a curated record